Agrilus planipennis (emerald ash borer) is the source of this 766-nucleotide messenger RNA. It is a transcript of the gene Mpc1, whose product is annotated as mitochondrial pyruvate carrier 1. Bases 343 to 642 code for a protein of 99 amino acids. Gene Ontology annotation, cellular component: mitochondrial inner membrane. The transcript has 3 exons. Gene Ontology annotation, biological process: pyruvate import into mitochondria. The record is from RefSeq and is a predicted model, not a curated record. NCBI's taxonomy places the organism in Eukaryota, Metazoa, Arthropoda, Insecta, Coleoptera, Buprestidae.
AAAACUCAUUAUCAGUCACUAUACCUAUUCAUUGUCUGUGACUCUUACGCAUUCAGUUUUCAACCAAUUUUUAACUUUAUGUUACAUUUCGUGAGAGUCAACAUCAUGUCAAGAUGAAGUCGAAUUAAUGAUAUAAAACCCAUAUCUUUCUGUUUAUUUUGAUAUGUUUGUGAUGUAUAUAUUUUAAGAUUAUUUCGAGUUCAACUGUCCUAAAAUAGAUGAAACUUAUCAACUAAAUUAAUUUUAAUAAGUGGUAAUAUAGCAAAUAAUAUUUGCAUUAACAGUCAAGGUCUAUUCAUCUUCAUUGUAAUCACUUUCUUAAUAUCCAAAACGUAAAAAAAAAUGGCUAAAGCUCUUUUCAGCAAGGAAAUGAGAAGUUAUUUUAUGAGCACCCACUUUUGGGGUCCUCUUGCAAAUUGGGGUAUCCCUAUUGCGACUAUUGCUGACACACAAAAAGACCCUGAAAUUAUAAGUGGCCCAAUGACAACAGCUCUGGCUUUGUACUCUGCAAUGUUCAUGAGGUUUGCGAUCAAAGUUCAACCUCGAAAUAUGCUCCUAUUUUCUUGCCAUUUUACAAAUGAAGUAGCACAACUAGUACAAUUGGGACGAUUUAUUAAUUACCAUUAUAUUAGUAAAAAGUAGUUUUAUUUUAAUGCCAAACUUAAUUUUGCUCAAAAUAGUUCAUGUAAUGUAAACAAAUGAAUUAUACGUAUAAUUUAUUGUUGUAUUUUAGCAGUUGAAAAAAUAAAUCACUAUUUAAAAUGCC